AUGGAACAAAUCACAUAUGGUGCAAGCAGCGGUAUCUUUAAGAUCGAAAAACCUACUAUUCUCAAGUGCCCUUUCCCCGGCUUUGAAGAUGACCUGCGCUGUGAACAACGAGCCUAUGAGCUGCUGGGUCGACAUCCACGGAUAGCCCACUACUACGGUCGCUUUAACAACGUCGGGUGCGAGCUGGAAUACUACCGGAACGGCUGCAUCGACAAGAUAAUGACAACAAUGCACGGAGAACUACCAUAUCUCAAAUGGGCGGAACAGAUCGCUGAAGCGCUGGUCUUCAUGCACAGCAAGGGCAUCAUCCACUGUGACCUGCGAACACCUAAUAUCCUUGUUACCGAUACCUUCGACAUCGCCCCCGCCGACUUUGCCUCGUGCUGUAUAGAUGGGGUGAAGGUGUCUACAGUGACAAACAUAGCUAGAUACCGCCCGCCCAGCUGGGAGAAUUAUAAAGAAUAUAAAGUUUCCCUUCAGAAUGACUUCUUUGUGUUUGGCAGUGUGGUUUAUUUUUUGAUUACACAUGAAGCACCCUAUAAAGAUUUAGAAGAUCAUGAAGCUAUUAAGCUUUAUACGGUGGGGAAAUUUCCCGAUGUUUCUAGGUGGCCAUUAGGUCGUCCCGCAGCUCAUAAAUUUCGGCGACUGGCUGCUGUGGCGCCGGCUCAGCUAUCACCUCUAUCCAUCUUUCCCGGCCGUGCUUAUGGUGAACUACAGAAUGAAACAACGCAAGAGUGCGCUGAAAUCCGAACAAUGGCUGGUCUUUCACUAGGUGAAUUUCAAGAGAACGACCUUCCAAACCAAUGGAGCCAUCAGGAAUCACAAAGCAAAAGGACGACAAGUCUUAAUCAAAUGAGGGAGACGCGUAUAGCUGAACCCGCCGCUGUCACGAUGGCAUUUGCAGCCCCAGAGGGCGUGACAUAA
This is a messenger RNA of Blastomyces dermatitidis ER-3, 924 nucleotides long. Its product is annotated as serine/threonine protein kinase. Lineage: Eukaryota; Fungi; Ascomycota; Eurotiomycetes; Onygenales; Ajellomycetaceae. The record is from RefSeq and is a predicted model, not a curated record. The transcript has 4 exons. Gene Ontology annotation, biological process: protein phosphorylation. Gene Ontology annotation, molecular function: ATP binding; protein kinase activity. The coding region runs from base 1 to 924 and encodes 307 amino acids.